GCGCAAUUGAACCGCACCAGUCCGUUGCCGGUCGUGCUGUGCAUCGCAGAGUGUAUCCAUUUUUGCCAUGAAUCUUCCCUUUCUGUGCACUUUUGCCUUCGUGUGGUCACCCGUACUAGCUGCAACAGUGAAUAGAAUCAUCGGUGGAGAGGAAACGGCACCCCACGAGCUCCCUUAUCAGGUGUCGCUGCAGUGGAAUUACAGCAAUGAUACCAUACCGCCGAUGCACUUCUGCGGUGGUGCCGUACUGACCGACAGCUGGAUACUGACGGCGGCACACUGUAAGACGUCCUACACGGCGGACGGAUACAUAGAGGUAGUGGCCGGAGCGCAUGACAUUCUGAACCGGGGGGAGGUAAACCAGCGGCGGAAGAUUGAGCGCAUUAUCACACACGAACGGUACUGUGGGACGGUGUGUCCGUACGACAUUGCACUGAUUCGUGUCGUCGAACCGUUCGUGCUGGGAGAUACCGUUAAAGCAAUCCGAUUGCCCGCGCUGAACGAGACAUUCCAGGGAAGCGCUCUGGUCAGUGGUUGGGGAUCGACGACCCCCGCCAUAGUGCCAGAAUAUCCGGACAAGCUACGAAAAGUGGUACUGCCUCUGGUGGACUACGACGAAUGUCGGCAGCUGUGGUACGACGUGAGCCAUCUAGCGGAUACGAACGUGUGUGCCGGGCCCGAGGAUGGAUCUAAAUCAUCCUGCUCCGCCGACUCCGGUGGCCCGUUAGUCACGAUGAACGGUACGCGUGCCAGCGAGGAACCCGUUCUGAUUGGACUAGUUUCCUGGGGACCGUACCCGUGCGCAUCUCCCUGGCGGCCCAACAUCUUCACCGGCGUUGCCUACUUCGUCGACUGGAUUGAGCAGCAUUUGAAGAUGGGGCCACGGGAGGAGGAGAAGGAGGAGCAGCCUCAAUAAAGCAUGUUUUCGGCCCCAAUA
Anopheles coluzzii is the source of this 937-nucleotide messenger RNA. RefSeq names its product trypsin-1-like. The coding region runs from base 68 to 916 and encodes 282 amino acids. The transcript has 3 exons. Gene Ontology annotation, biological process: proteolysis. Gene Ontology annotation, molecular function: serine-type endopeptidase activity. Lineage: Eukaryota; Metazoa; Arthropoda; Insecta; Diptera; Culicidae. The record is from RefSeq and is a predicted model, not a curated record.